Manis javanica (Malayan pangolin) is the source of this 1799-nucleotide messenger RNA. RefSeq names its product mitochondrial ribosomal protein L49 (gene MRPL49). The record is from RefSeq and is a predicted model, not a curated record. Gene Ontology annotation, cellular component: ribosome; mitochondrial large ribosomal subunit. Gene Ontology annotation, biological process: translation. NCBI's taxonomy places the organism in Eukaryota, Metazoa, Chordata, Mammalia, Pholidota, Manidae. Gene Ontology annotation, molecular function: structural constituent of ribosome.
GCGGCACGCGUGGGAAGGGGCGGGAUCAGACCAGUUGCGCGCGCAGAAGGUUGGUGUGCGGGAGCAGUUCAAGAUGGCUGCUGCCGCGUUCAGGGCUUUGCUGCGGGGAUGGAGAACCGGCGUCCAGCCAGGCUACGAGCUACGGCAGCUGAGCCGGGCGCAGGGGCCUCCUGACUCCCCUAGCUUCGUGGUGUCUGUGGAUGAAUACCAAUUUGUGGAGCGUCUCUUACCCCCCACCAGCAUACCAAAGCCCCCAAAGCAUGAACAUUAUCCCACUCCUAGUGGCUGGCAACCCCCCAGAGAUACCCCACCCAACCUGCCCUAUUUUGUACGGCGCUCUCGGAUGCACAACAUCCCUGUCUACAAGGACAUCACACAUGGCAAUCGCCAGAUGACUGUGAUCCGGAAGGUGGAGGGGGACAUUUGGGCCUUGAAGAAGGAUGUGGAAGAUUUUCUGAGCCCAAUGAUGGGAAAGAUACCUGUCACCCAGGUCAAUGAGGUGACGGGUACUCUGCGGGUCAAGGGCUACUUUGACCAGCAGCUCAAAGCCUGGCUCCUGGAGAAGGGCUUUUGAGGCCCAGCUGAGUAGCCUGUAUGACAGCAUCCCCUACAGAUGAGUCUAGGGGAUUUCAGAAAGAGGGAGGUGGGUAUUGGAACAACUACAGCAGGGGGUACAGAUACCAGGGCUGAGGGCUUGGGCAGGGUGGAGUCAGGGCUAAAGGCUUCAAGGAGGCCUUGCUUGCAUAAAGGGGGAAAUGGGAUCUUUGCACGGGUGCUGGUAGUGGGGUAGACUAACCUCACCAGUAACAGCCAAGCUAGAUGGGGGCAUUGGUUGCUACCAUCGCCUCCGCACCUUUGCUCAGUAUCUGUUUUGCCUUCGCUGGAGCUCCUUGGCCUCAGCUAUUCAAAUUCUAUAAGUUGUUGACUGCGCCUCAGGUGGCAGCAAUAGCCCAACCCAGUUUAAGGAAGGGUAGUCCAUGAUAGACCAGUCGGGCACAUUCCUGCCUUGGCCCUCAGACCCUCACUACUGUGCUCUUCCGAGCCCUUGCUGUCAGCUUGGUGGAGACUACAGACGACGCGGGUGACUCAGACACGGGUCCUCAAGGUCAAUUUGAAGUGCAGUCUUCGACAUGGGCACAAAGCACCCAAGCUUAUUUUUUCUACUCACAGAGGCUGUCACCUCUGUUCAUUCCAGGCCUGAGUUUGGCCUGACUGGGUUUCCAGCUCCAGGACGCUAAAUGAUUAUAGACUUAGCAGGUCUGUCCAUUAGGGUAUGCUUGGGAGCUCCUAGCCGCCUUAUGCCAGGCCAACUUUCCCAGCUUGACCUGGUAUCAAGACUGGAAAGGGGACUGUGAGCAGGAAGAGGCUGGCCAUUUGCCCCUGCCACUUUGUCCCACCUCCAGCCAGUGAACCUGCACACUUGCCCCAUCCUUAGAGUCACAGGAGCUGAAUGCCUGUGUUCCCAUCCCAACCCCAACAUCAAACUGGCUAAGAAAUGGUUCAGAAUCUGGUUCCCCUACUUGGUCUCUGACCUAAGGCAGGGUACUUAACUUCUCUGGGCCUCAGUUUCUUAUUAUGUAAAGUGAGUGUAUCUUAACAGUUUAUAAUCAAUAAUAUGAACUAAGUAAACCCUUACUCCUAGAGAUUCCGGGUCAUUCUCAAGCUGUAGCCUGAGCAAGAAAAAGGAGCCCAGCACACAGAUCCUACCACACUAGCUGCACAAAUUGUUAAUGCAAGUUUUUAUUUGGCUGUAUAUACAAUUUAAGCUAUUAAAAUUUGUACAAUAUUUACAAAUUAAA